This is a messenger RNA of Nannospalax galili (Upper Galilee mountains blind mole rat), 6015 nucleotides long. It is a transcript of the gene Tiam2, whose product is annotated as T cell lymphoma invasion and metastasis 2. Bases 372 to 5504 code for a protein of 1710 amino acids. Gene Ontology annotation, biological process: small GTPase-mediated signal transduction; positive regulation of axonogenesis; activation of GTPase activity. NCBI's taxonomy places the organism in Eukaryota, Metazoa, Chordata, Mammalia, Rodentia, Spalacidae. Gene Ontology annotation, molecular function: protein binding; guanyl-nucleotide exchange factor activity. Gene Ontology annotation, cellular component: membrane; synapse. The transcript is spliced from 29 exons. The record is from RefSeq and is a predicted model, not a curated record.
AGGGCUGAGUGACUGACAAAGAUACCUCUUCAGCCAACUCCUUGUGGAUGAAUGAAAGAGUGAUCACAUGAAGUGUUCUCCAUCCACACUUCUCUACUUUAAGGUGCUGCUGUUACCCACAGCGUUUUAUGACGAAGGAAAUGGAUUUCAGACAGCAUUGAUAUUACUAAGCUCCAUGUUGAGGUUACGAAGACUUCCACUGUGAGACCCUGUUGUUCACCCAACUUCAAACUGUAACAACUCCAACGGGAACGCAGAAAUCACUUCAUGGACUCACCCCAUGUUUGUUAAGUGCCUGUGCAGCUCCUAAGACCAUGUAAAACCUGCUGAGCUUUAACCUCCCUCAAGCAACAGCCAGGCUGCAGGUGAAAAUGGGAAACUCCGAGAGUCAGUACACCUUCCAAGGAUCUAAAAAUCAUAGCAAUACUGUAACUGGUGCUAAGCAAAAGCCUUGCUCCCUGAAAAUCCGCAGUAUUCAUGCAAAAGAUGAGAAGUCCUUGCAUGGAUGGACUCAUGGAAGCAGUGGAGCAGGCUACAAGUCCAGGUCCCUGGCCCGGAGCUGCCUUUCUCAUUUUAAGAGUCAUCAGCCUUAUGCCACCAGACCCAGUGGACCCACGUGCAAAGUUCCCAAAGGCACUGUCCAUUCCAAGCACAGGGCCAGCGCCCCAGGAAAUGACUUCCAGAGCAGGAGUGUUGCUUUCUCACCAGAGAAUGGCUUCCACUAUGUUGGCAGUGAGCCAGGUGACAACCAUACCAGCUCCAGGGACUGCAAUGGACACCUUCUUACCUGCUACGGGAGGAAUGACAGCAUCACCUCUACUCCUCCAGCGGAGGACCGCCGGAGCCCCAGGGUGCUCAUCAAGACACUGGGGAAGUUGGAUGGGUGUUUAAGGGUUGAGUUCCAUAACAGUGGCAACCACAGCAAAGGCCCCACGGAGGACCCCAGUGGACCCGUGCAGCUGUUGAGGUACUCACCUACACUGGCAUCACAAACUUGCCCAGUGCCAGAAAGCAGGAGGGAUUCAGGUGCCGACUCCCCGUCUAGCCAGCGCCCUUCUCCCACUGACUCUCAGUUGCGCUCCAGCAAGGGCAGCUCCCUAAGCUCCGAGUCAUCUUGGUAUGACUCCCCUUGGGGCAAUGCUGGGGAGCUGAGUGAGGUGGAGGGCUCCUUCCUCACUCCCCGCACACCUGAUCCCAGUCUCCCCACCAGCUUCGCACCCAGUGAUACCAAAAAGCCUUUCAACCAAAGCUCUUCCCUCUCCUCGCUCCGGGAACUGUACAAAGAUUCCAACCUGGGGUGCCGCUCCCCCUCUGGCACCUGCCUUUCUUCCAAUGAGUACAUCAGCUCUCAUGCCAGCCUGAGCAACCGAGUCUCCUUUGCCUCUGACAUGGACGUGCCCUCCAGGGUGGAGCACAGAGACCCUUUACAGUACAGUUCCUUCACUCUCCCCUGCCGCAAGUCCAAAGCCUUAACCGAGGAUGCUGCAAAGAAAGACACUCUCAAAGCCAGAAUGCGCCGCAUCAGUGACUGGACUGGAAGCCUCUCAAGGAAGAAGAGGAAACUGCAGGAGCCACGGUCCAAGGAGGGCAGUGACUACUUCGACAGCCACUCAGAUGGACUGAAUGCAGAUGUGCAGGGACCCUCUCAGACAUCUGCCUUACUAUGGUCAGGGGGCUCGGCUCAGAUCCUGCCACAGAGAAGCGAGUCCACUCAUGUGAUCGGCAGCGAUCCCUUCCAACAGAACAUUUAUGAGAAUUUCAUGCGGGAGCUGGAAAUGAGCAGGACAAACACGGAGCACGUGGAAACCUCCACAGACUCUGUGGAGUCCAGUAGCGAGUCCCUCAGCUCCCUGGAGCAGCUAGAGCUGCUGUUUGAGAAGGAGCAGGGGGUGGUCCGGAAAGCCGGGUGGCUCUUCUUCAAACCCCUUGUCACCUUGCAGAAGGAGAGGAAACUGGAGCUGGUGGCUCGGAGGAGGUGGAAACAGUACUGGGUGACCCUCAAAGGCUGUACCCUGCUGUUUUAUGAGACCUAUGGAAAGAACUCGACAGACCAGAGUAGUACCCCACGGUGCGCCCUUUUUGCCGAGGACAGCAUCGUGCAGUCUGUCCCAGAGCACCCCAAGAAGGAGCAUGUGUUCUGCCUGAGCAACUCCUUUGGAGAUGUCUACCUUUUCCAGGCCACUAGCCAGACAGAUCUGGAAAACUGGGUCACUGCCAUACACUCUGCGUGUGCAUCCCUUUUUGCAAAGAAGCAUGGGAAAGAGGACACGGUACGGCUGCUGAGGAGCCAGACCAGAAACCUGCUUCAGAAGAUCGACAUGGACAGCAAGAUGAAGAAGAUGGCGGAGCUGCAGCUGUCCGUGGUGAGCGACCCCAAGAACAGGAAGGCCAUUGAGAACCAGAUCCAGCAGUGGGAGCAGAAUCUGGAAAAAUUCCACAUGGAUCUGUUCAGGAUGCGCUGCUAUCUGGCAAGCUUACAAGGCGGAGAGUUACCAAACCCCAAGAGUCUCCUCGCUGCUGCCAGCCGCCCAUCCAAGCUGGCGCUCGGCAGGCUGGGUGUCUUGUCUGUUUCAUCUUUUCAUGCUCUGGUGUGUUCUAGAGAUGACUCAGCUCUGAGGAAAAGGACACUCUCCCUUACCCAGCGGGGGAGGAGCAAGAAGGGCAUAUUCUCCUCAUUGAAAGGACUGGACACCCUCGCAAGAAAAGGGAAGGAGAAGAGAGCUUCAGUAACUCAGAUAUUUGAUUCCAGUGGCAGCCAUGGAUGUCCUGGAACUCAACUACCUCAGAACUCCACCCACUCAAGUGAGGUCCGUGAUCUGCAUCUGAGUGGUGCUCCCAUAGACGGUGCUCCCAGAGACAACACGUGGGAAGUCCAGACUUACGUUCACUUCCAGGAUCAUCAGGGAGUUGCCCUCGCCAUCAAGCCGGAGCACAGAGUGGAAGAUGUCUUGACUUUGGCAUGCAAGAUGAGGCAGCUGGAGCCCAGUCACUAUGGCCUGCAGCUCCGAAAAGUGGUGGAUGAAGGCGUUGAAUGGUUUGUUCCUGCGCCGUAUGAGUACAUGCAAGAGCAAGUUUUUGAUGAAAUAGAAGUUUUUCCACUCAGUGUUUACGAUGUGCAGCUCACAAAGACCGGGGACGUGUCUGACUUUGGGUUUGCCGUAACAGCACAGGUGGACGAGCACCAGCAUCUCAGCCGGAUAUUUAUCAGCGAUGUUCUCCCUGAUGGGCUGGCGUAUGGGGGAGGGCUGAGAAAGGGCAAUGAAAUCGUGACCUUAAAUGGGGAAGCUGUGUCUGAUCUUGACCUGAAGCAGAUGGAGGCUCUGUUUUCUGAGAAGAGUGUUGGACUCACUCUAAUUGCCCGGCCUAUGACUACAAGGACAGCCCUGUGUGCUUCCUGGUCAGACAGUGACUUAUUCUCCAGGGACCAGAAGAGUCCCAUGCCCUCUCCCAACCAGUCCCAACUGCUGGAAGAAUUCCUAGACAACUUUAAGAAAAACCCUGGAAAUGAUUUCAACAGUGUCCCGGACAUCACAACAGGCCUGAAAAGGAGUCAGACAGACGGCACUCUGGAUCAGGUGUCGCACAGGGAGAAGCUGGAGCAGACGUUCCGGAGUGCUGAGCAGAUCGCUGGGCUCUGCAGGGGCUUUAACAACACCCACACCAACGGCAUGGAAGCACUAAGAGAGAGCCAGGAUCCACCUCCCAAGCCGUUGGCUCGCCACCUCUCAGAUGCAGACCGCCUCCGAAAAGUCAUCCAGGAGCUGGUGGACACAGAGAAGUCCUAUGUGAAGGAUCUGAGCUGCCUCUUUGAAUUAUACUUGGAGCCACUUCAGAAUGAGACUUUUCUUACUCAAGAUGAGAUGGAGUCGCUUUUUGGAAGCCUGCCAGAGAUGCUGGAGUUUCAGAAGGUGUUUCUGGAGACUCUGGAGGAUGGGAUCUCAGCUUCCUCAGACUUUAAUGUCCUGGAAACUCCCUCACAGUUUAGAAAGUUGCUCUUUUCCCUGGGAGGCUCUUUCCUCUAUUACGCGGACCACUUUAAACUGUACAGUGGAUUCUGUGCCAACCACAUUAAAGUACAGAAGGUUCUAGAGCAAGCUAAAACUGAUAAAGCUUUCAAGGCUUUUCUGGAUGCCCGCAAUCCUACUAAGCAGCAUUCCUCCACACUGGAGUCUUACCUCAUCAAGCCUGUUCAGAGAGUGCUCAAGUACCCUCUGCUCCUCAAGGAGCUUGUGUCCCUGACAGACCACGAGAGUGAGGAGCACUAUCACCUGACAGAAGCACUAAAAGCAAUGGAAAAAGUAGCAAGCCAUAUUAAUGAGAUGCAGAAGAUCUACGAGGAUUAUGGAACAGUGUUCGACCAGCUCGUAGCGGAGCAGAGCGGCACCGAGAAGGAGGUAACAGAACUCUCCAUGGGGGAACUUAUGAUGCAUUCUACAGUGUCCUGGUUGAAUCCGUUUCUGUCUCUUGGAAAAGCCAGAAAGGACAUUGAGCUCACAGUAUUUGUUUUUAAGAGAGCUGUCAUACUGGUUUACAAAGAAAACUGCAAGCUGAAAAAGAAAUUGCCUUCCAAUUCCCGGCCUGCACACAACUCUGCUGACUUGGAUCCAUUUAAAUUCCGCUGGUUAAUCCCCAUAUCCGCACUUCAAGUUAGACUGGGAAAUGCAGCAGGUACUGAAAACAAUUCCAUAUGGGAGCUGAUUCAUACGAAGUCAGAGAUAGAAGGACGGCCAGAAACCACAUUCCAGCUGAGCUGCAGUGACAGCGAGAGCAAAACUAGCAUUGUUAAGGUGAUUCGUUCUAUUCUGAGGGAGAACUUCAGGCGUCACAUAAAGUGUGAGUUACCACUGGAGAAGUCAUGUAAAGAUCGUCUGGUACCGCUCAAGAACAGAGUUCCUGUCUCGGCCAAAUUAGCUUCCUCCAGGUCUCUGAAGGUUCUCAGAACGUCCUCCAGCAGCGAGUGGCCCAGUGAGUCCAGCAAAGGCAACUCACUGGACUCUGACGAGUGCAGCCUGAGCAGCGGCACCCAGAGCAGUGGCUGCCUGGUGGCUGAGAGCAGGCAGGACGGUGGGAACACUGUGCCUGACAGAGACCCUCAUGAGGGCCUGGCAGAGUUUCCAGACAGUCUCAUCAAAGAGAGUGAUAUUCUGAGCGAUGAAGAAGACGACUGCCCCCACCCUCUGAAACCGGGCAGCCCCACGAAGGACAUUGAACUUCAGUUCCAGAGACUGAGGAUCUCUGAGGAGCCCGACAUGCAUCCGGCUAGGCAGCAGCCCAAGCUGGUCAGGGGCCACUUCUGCCCCAUUAAACGGAAAGCAAACAGCACCAAGAGGGACAGAGGAACUUUGCUCAAGGCGCAGACUCGUCACCAGUCCCUUGACAGCCACCCUGAAAAUGCCAACAUUGAUCUAAAUUUGGUUCUGGAGCGAGAAUUCAGCGUCCAGAGCUUGACUUCGGUUGUCAACGAGGAAUGUUUCUACGAAGCGCAGAGUCACGGCAAAUCCUAGUGCAGUCUGUGCCGCGUGGGUUACACUGCUCGUUUACUUUUCACCUGGUGGGAAAGGAGAAGUCGCAGGAAAACUACUCAUCGUUGGCUUCUGUGCGGUAUACAUUUUCCCACAAAACUGUAAAGAUUUAACUUAUUUUAAUUUAUUGUGGAUCAGAAAACUAGAUUAAGCUGGUCAGACUCUGUAAAUUACUUAGCUUAUAAUCCCUUUUGAGCAGGAAUCAAAACGAUUUAAAAGUCUUGUAAUAAAAUUGCAUUCUACUUAAGUUAUGUGGAAGAAUGGGAAAGUUGUGAUUAAUAACUUUUAAAAGGGUCAUUUUUUUUUCCAAUCCUUUAGGCAUUUUCUUUGAGCCUGAUAGUUUUUGCUUUAUUUAAAGCACAUUUAAGUUAUUUUAAUGUGGUUUAGGGGUACAAUAUGUGGAUAUUUUGUUUUUGUAAGAUUGUAAUGAUGCUGUUUAUACUACACCUGUCAUAUCUAUGCAGUAUACAUAUUAAAGGAAGCUUGUACUGUA